CUUUUUUUUACUUCUUGUUUCCGUUCCUGUUUCCCCAUUCCACACCUUCCACUCGUUCAUCCCAUCCCUUUCUUUCAACUCGACUUUGAUCGCUCCCAUCCAUUCGCUCGCACAGCACAGCCCUCUUCAUUCAUCCGAAUAUACUUUAGCCCCAUCCUUUCUUUCCGCCUCUAAUACCCUUCUCACUCCCUCUACAUCACACUCAUCAUCAACUGCACACAAUGGCCAGCGAAGUCCCACUCCCAAUGUCCCCUCCCACAUCCAAGCCAUUUAUGAACGGUGCUCUUCGCAAGAAGCUCCAGGGAUAUGUCGGUUUCGCCAACCUCCCCAACCAGGUCCAUCGCAAGUCCGUGAAGAAGGGCUUCAACUUUACUAUUAUGGUUGUUGGUGAGUCCGGCUUGGGCAAGUCGACUCUGGUCAACACCCUGUUCAAUGCUCCUUUGUACCCUCCCAAGGAACACGUUCCUCUUUCGGAGGAGAGCCCCAAGACCGUCGCCAUCCAGGUCUUGAGCACUGACAUUGAGGAGAACGGUGUCCGCCUGAAGCUGAAUGUCGUUGAUACCCCUGGCUUUGGCGACUUUAUUAACAACGAAGAGAGCUGGAAGCCCAUUUUGGAGACAAUCGAGAGCAGAUUCGACGCAUAUCUGGAACAGGAAAACAGGGUCAACCGCAGCAAGAUCACUGACACGCGUGUCAAUGCAUGCUUGUACUUCAUCGCCCCAACCGGCCACUCGCUCAAGGCUCUUGACAUUGAGUUCAUGAAGCGCCUCCACAAGAAGGUCAACCUCAUCCCUGUCAUUGCCAAGAGCGAUACCAUGACAAAUGAGGAGAUCACUGCCUUCAAGGAGAGGAUCCUCCUGGAUAUUGCCCACCACAACAUCAAGAUCUACCACGCCCAGCAUUACGAUUCCGAUGAUAUUGAGACCAUCAACGAGACCAAGGAUGUUAUGAGCAAGAUUCCGUUUGCCAUUGUUGGCUCUGACAAGCUGGUCGAGACCUCCGAUGGUCGUCAAGUCCGCGGCAGAAAGUACCCAUGGGGUGUCAUUGAGGUCGACAAUGAGGAUCACUGUGACUUUGUGAAGUUGCGCCAGAUGUUGGUCCGCACCCAUAUGGAGGAGCUCAAGGAGUUCACGAACGACAUCCACUACGAGAACUACCGCACAGAGAAGCUCCUGGGAAUGGGUUACCAGCAGGACAACACUGUGUUCAGAGAGGUCGACCCGUUGGCCAAGUUGGAGGAGGAGCGUGCGCUGCAUGAGGCCAAGCUGGUGAAGAUGGAGCAGGACAUGAAGCAUGUCUUCCAGCAGAAGGUCCAGGAGAAGGAGGCCAAAUUGACACAAUCCGAGGCUGAGUUGUAUGCGAAGCACAAGGAGAUGAAGGACGCGCUCGAGAAGCAACGUCUGGAUCUCGAGGAUAAGAAGAGGAGGAUCGAGCAGGGCCGUCCCCUCACCCCAGAGAAGACCAAGAAGAAGGGAUUCGGCUUUGCUGGAAAGUAAAAUCGUGUCCUGAAAGCGCCGCAUACUGAGGGAGGCUAAUGGGAUACCGUCUCUUUUUUUUUUUUUU
Messenger RNA from Gamsiella multidivaricata, 1563 nucleotides. Its product is annotated as Septin-domain-containing protein. Gene Ontology annotation, biological process: cytoskeleton-dependent cytokinesis. Gene Ontology annotation, molecular function: molecular adaptor activity; GTPase activity; GTP binding. Bases 222 to 1496 code for a protein of 424 amino acids. NCBI's taxonomy places the organism in Eukaryota, Fungi, Mortierellomycota, Mortierellomycetes, Mortierellales, Mortierellaceae. Gene Ontology annotation, cellular component: microtubule cytoskeleton; cytosol; septin complex. The transcript is spliced from 7 exons. The record is from RefSeq and is a predicted model, not a curated record.